Molecule: messenger RNA, 1504 nt
Organism: Thermothielavioides terrestris NRRL 8126
Lineage: Eukaryota; Fungi; Ascomycota; Sordariomycetes; Sordariales; Chaetomiaceae
Exons: 2
Coding region: 93-1424 (443 amino acids)
Source: RefSeq, a predicted model, not a curated record
AACUCCCUUACUUCCAUCCAAGCCAAGCAGUUCGCUGUCGCAUCUUGUGGCGACUGAGCCAGUUCACCCAACUAUAUUUCCUUCUCCAAAAGAUGGCCUUCACGACAUCUCCUCAAGCGCCGCGGCCGCUGGUGUUGGAGACCAUUACCGCACUGGGUGAUCUGACGGAGUUCCCGUCAUCCUCACAGGCCGCAGACACAGACAUGGAUAUGCGCGAUGCAGACUGGAUUGAGCAGGACGGAGAUGGGACGGGAUUCAAGACUGCGUACCCUCGUUCGGCCUUCAGUGACGGCGAAGCUUCGCUCCGAGGAGGCGCAGUCUACCGCCGCCCAGACGUUGCCUGGCUCCGAAAAGCAGCUGUGGCGUCGCGGAAACAAGACCAACCCCCGAGUAAGGAGGAGGACGAGAGCGAUGCGGUCGACUACGAAGAUCUGGACAGCUUCUCGUCAGACGAUGGCUACAGUACCAGCAGCGACUGGGACAGCUACGGCAGCCUUCCGCUCUUGAUAGACGAGUACGACAAGGCCGUCGCCCGCCUGGAGGGCAACGAGGACUGGAACGAGGAGCAGAAGAAGCUGCACAAGCUGAUCUACAUGCGCGGCCUGCACCCCAUGAUGCCGUCGUGGUGGAGAGUGAGCUUCAAGAUGUGGGGAGUCACGCAGCCACAUCUAGACGACGUCUUCACGCCCAAGCACAGCAAGAAGCGCGUCGCAAUCCAUGCCUACGGAAAUGAAGUAGCUGCAACCAAGGCUCUCGAGUCCCUGUUCCAGCUCUCCCAAAUCGUUACCGAUUACGAGGAGAUCGGGUAUCAGAGCAAGAUCUCGCCAACCAUCGUCAAGGGAAUCCAAGCCUACAUCAAGUGGGCCAUGCGUGACGCCGGGAUAGACAAGUCCAGAACAUUGCUCAACAUGCUCGUGCAAGCAUACCCUCCGGAUUUUGAUGAUGAACAGGCGAGUGAGGGAAGCGAUUACGUCCCAUCUCCCGUCAGCAGCAACGAGGAGGUUCGGGAGAACAACGAGCACCACCACGACGACGACGACGGCCAAACCGAAGCCCGGCAAGCAAGGCGCUUUACCCGGGCCGUUUCCCGAGAUCUGGAGAGGAGGCUGCUCAACCUGGGCCAGCGCUGGCGCGAUGUCCUCCGCGACGGCAGGCAUAGGGGCUACAUCGCGCAGCCGCCGACGCUGUACGCCUUCGCCGUCAUCCAGCACAUCGUGCUGCUCGCCAGCCACGACUCGAGCGAGCCGACCAACCCGGUCGUAGUGCUCGAGCAGAUCCGCCUGAACGACCGCGGCCAGUGGCUGUGGAACGCUCUGUCUCUCGCCCUCCCUGUCAACAUGGCGCGGGACGCGCUGACUAAUAUGUGGGACACGGGUGUCAUUGUUGCGGUGCAGGACGACUCUGCAUCAGAUCCCGAUUUGUGACGGGGCGAAGGUUGAUGGUUUUGCUCGUUCCUGCGUGUGAUGGUGGAUAUUUUAAUGGAGUAGGGAAUCAUCGUCGCAAG